AAGGACGACAGAAUCAGAGAGUGACGAGAGAAAGCAGGAGAGAAAGAGAGAGCCCGGCUCUCCCCGUCUCAGCCGCUGCUGUACUGCAUAUCUUGCCCCAACACACGAGUAACGAGGUGUGACGCACGGACCGACGUGUGUGGUGGAUGGAAGUUUGCUGCUGGGGUGGGGAAGGUAGACCGUUGGCGUUGUUUAUUCUUCGGUUUGUACGGGAAAGUGUGAACUUUGAUCGGUAAACUAUAGGGAGAGAGGAAACGCGAUAGGGAAAGAUUGCGUUCUUCUUGGGUGCUCUCUUCUUCUGUCGGGGUGCACUGAAGAAAGGGGAAGAUGAAGGGGUUGGCGGGAGCCUUUUCUUCGACAUUUUCGGCUGCAGCCGGCUCGGCUGCAGCGGUGGGAUCGAGGGCCUUAGGAGCAGGGGCAGCUGUAGCCGGCGCAGCGGGAUCCGCGGUCGUGGGGGUUGGCGCAGCUGCAGGCAGCUCAGCUCUGGCGGCGGGAUCUGCGGUCGUGGGGGCGGGAGCGGCAGUGGCCGGGUCAGCUGUGUCUGUGGGAUCUAAAGUGGUCGAGCAAACGGUCCGAGUUAUCUCCUCGGCACCCCCGAAGGAGGGAAUGAAGCUCGCGACGAUUCGCAUCAGCAUGGGAGACAAUGCGAACGAUGGAAUGUACGGCAGAGUGAGGAUGGUCAUCGUCGGKGAUGGCGAGGAAGACCCUGAGGGACCUCGCGCCCCUGCACAUUGCGCAGGCGAGAGAGACGGUUACGAUCUGGGUACGGGGUUGUGGAAGUUUGGCAGCACGGAGUCGGUGAGGAUCAACGAUCUUCCGAAGAACGUGAAUCCGACGGUGAUCCUUCUGUACAACGACGCGACGCAGGGGAGGCACUGGUACGUGAGGAGGGUGGAGAUCGAGACGGAAGCUUACACGGCCGACGGCGGGGGGGACAACGGCAAGCUGAAGAAGUACGUGUUCCCCUGCUACUCGUACGUGCCCAACUCGAGCAGAGGCCGCGUCAUCUUCGAGGGCAGCUCUCGGCUCCCCUGGCAGACUCCCGCGAGGCUGAACGAGCUCUAUCGGGGAGGAGCCUUGCACAAGCAGUUGGAGGUGUACCAGUUCGACCAAUACGACGAUCUGAGCAGUCCGCCGGAGCUGGUGGAUCGAGGCAGUCCCAACUUCCGGCCUCCGCUCCACCCGUACCCCAAGCGGCAGGCAUCCACGGUCUCCGGACAGAGUAUCGGGAUCCCGAUCGAUGACGACUUCGACUGUUCCAAGACUUACGAUUUCUUGUCGGAGUCGGUCAAGUCAAAAGCGAAGGCAGUGUUUGCUGAUCCGCUAUCGACGAAGUCCAGCAAGCCAUGGAAGAGCGUGAAAAAGCUCAUCGACGGACUGUUCGAAGGAGUCGGGGCUUUCCGCAAGCCGGUCGUACUGAAGAACGGGAUCGACUGGAAGUCCGAUAAGGAGUUCGGCAGACAGAGGCUCGCCGGCCUGAAGGCUUUUUGGUCGGUCGAGGCCCGACGCGUCUUCAUCCUCGACUUCUCUCUGCUUGAGGUUCUCAGGCCCAUCGUCAAUCGGCCUGCUUCUCCGGGGAAGGAGUUGCGGUACUUGUACGCUCCUCGUUGCCUGCUGCUCCGUGAUGAUGACGAUGACGUCAUCCCCAUAGCCGUCCAGCUGGAGAGAGGAGGGAAGGUGUACACGCGCGCCAAGGACACGAGCGUCGGAAGGUGGCAGUGGACUCUGGYCAAGGCUUACGUGGCAAGCGCUGACAGCGCCGUGCACCAGGUGGGUAGGCACUUUUUGGAAUGCCACGCAGUCUGCGAGGUUUAUCUCAUGGCUCUCCGCAGGCGAGUGUCCGAAUGGCACCCCGUCUUCAAGCUCCUCAUUCCUCACUUUCGGUUCACGAUGAGCAUCAAUUACAGGGCGCGUACGAGGCUGAUCAAUGCUGGCGGCAUCAUCGAGUCCGUGUUCACGCCUGGGCCCAAGUGCAUGGCAGCCUCGGCCGAGCUGUUCAAGUCCUGGAAGUUCCAGGAGCAAGCUUUGCCUGUGAAUUUGGAAAAGAGAGGAGUGSGCGACGUGGCUGUCCUUCCCUACUAUCCGUAUCGCGACGCCGGGAUGCUCGUCUGGAACGCGAUCCUCAAGUAUUGCCUGACGUACCUGAAGAUCUAUUAUGGCGAGGGGGAGAGCGCCAUGGAGGCGAUCGCGCGGGACGAGGAGGUGUCAGCUUGGUGGGCCGACGUGAAGCUGGGCGCCUCCAAGUCCGAGUUCUCUCUCCCCGACGCGGAGGAGUGGCCGGCGCUGCACACGGUCGAGGAUUUGGCUUUGAUAUGCGCGACCAUGAUGUGGACAGCCAGCGCCCAGCACUCCGCCGUCAACUUUGGCCAGUACGAUUACUCGGCGUUCUCGCCGAACAAUCCCUCAUGCAUGAGGAAGCCAAUGCCAGAGGAAGUAGAUGAGAGGGCGUUCAUGGACGUCCUGCCUCUUCCCAAGGAUCAGAUUACCGUGAUGAUGGUCGUGGACAUAUUGUCGAGGUUCUCGGACGACGAGGAGUACAUUGGGAGAACGGAUCAGACCGCCUUCGGCUGGUUAGUGGAUCCGGAAGCGCAGCAGGCUUACAAAAAGUUGUGCGACGAUCUUGACGAUGCAGUGGUGGCCAUAGAGCGCAUGAAUCAGGAGAACAAGCCCAGGGGGAGACUGCCGUACGAGUACUUGUUCCCUCGCAACAAUGCCCAGGAGUUGUCUUUCUUGCACGACACCCCGAACGGGACGCGGGGAAUCCCCAACAGCGUGUCCAUCUAGCGGAACGAGACUUUUUGGCUGUUUAUAUCUGGGCUKAGGUGCGGAAGAGCCKUGUCGCAGAAGAGUGGUCGCGGCAGUCGUUUUUUUCCCCGUUUUAGGGUAGAUUACAGGUCGAGAGAGUGGUUAAGUUGAAGUUAUUGUGUAUAAGACUCUGGCCGCGUAAGCGGAAGGUCACGUGGCUUUUUUCGGGCUUACGUUGUCAGACAAUUUCUCUAGGUUAUUUAUCAAGGGGAGAGAAGAUCGGAGUCUAUCWUGCUCUUCGCGGUGGUGGAUUAGACGUUGGACUGAGUGGCUAGCUAGCUGUCAUUAUGUGUAAGACUGUUGCCGGACGUAAAGGUCAGAUCAGUUCGCUUUUUGGGGGUUCAUGUUGACGGACGGUUUCUCUAGUUCUUUCAUGAAGGGGAUAGAAGAUGGGCGCCCAUCUUGUAGGUUGCGGUAGUGGAUUUUGAUGUGAUGGUCCUCUUUUCCAUUUAUUUAUUUAUUCUGCAACCGACGCUGUGUGUAUGGUGUUGUCGCCAUAUAUGCUGUCCGAAUACCGUACCCUCUCUCUGCUGCCCAGUCUUCCUGGUCAUUGRCAUUUGGAAGCGAUGCAAUGCCACGGUUGUCUAACAWAGCAGCAAAUGCUACGUAGUCGAGCAGAGCUCUCUGAAAAUUAGGUGCUUUUUUAGUCUCUUUGAUUGGGCUUGGAUUACGKAACAGCUCUUCGGAACCUCGACUGAUUCGAGAACAGCAGGGAGUAAGUUUUUGGACUUGGUUCACCGACCAGCUCUUCUGAAUAUCGAGAGACUCGAGAGACUCGGGAAAAGCAGGUAGCAAUUGUCGACUGGAAUCCAGUUGGACAAAGGRUACGAGCCUGGAAUCUAGUUGGACAAAGGAUAAGAGCUGCCCCUCUGUUCACAAUGAUGSGAUGUUUUAUUGUGCGAGCGACUUUCUGCAGGAAGGAGACAGGGUUCGAGGAACAACGGGAUAUCUAUCAUCAAGUUUUGAAACGUUUGCUGUCUGUGGAGCAAUGCUUGUCCUUUUUGGGUACGACGAGSUAUAGCGCGCGUGCGGAGAUGGGGGCAAUACGAAAGUUUGAAGUCCCGAGAGCAAGAURSAUUCUUUGACGUUUUCGAUGGAUUUGAACUCGUUACUUCGUUACUUCUAUUUCGCUUUUUUGCAAUCUUUGGGUACGAUGCAGUUUAGCUCUCGAUCGGAGAUGGGGGGAAUACGAUAGCUUGRAGUCCCGAGAGCCAGAUGGAUUCUUCGAUUUGAACUCGUUACUUCGUUACUUUUAUUUCGCUUUUUUGCAACCUUUGGGUACGAUGUGGUUUAGCUC
Molecule: messenger RNA, 4102 nt
Organism: Chara braunii
Lineage: Eukaryota; Viridiplantae; Streptophyta; Charophyceae; Charales; Characeae
Source: the annotation of a GenBank genome assembly